AUGAAUGAAAACUUCAGUGACGGAGCUGGAAGGAGGGAAAAGGGAAAAAGAGAAGGAGGAGGCAGUGGCAGCCAGGCGGUCAUCGUGAGCGUACACCAACCAGGCUGCUCAUGUGCUGUCCAGGGGAACGAAAGAGGCAUCAAGCCCAGGAAUGACACAAAUGACAUCAUUAUCAUCAUCCGUCCCUCCCUCCUCCUGUUCUCACACUCACACCUUCGUCGGCUGAUUCGCGCGGCUGCAUCCGAGCUUCUGGAUUCCACUCGCUUCCAGUUUCAAGCGUUCAUUCAACAGAACCCAAGGCCGGUCAACGACUGGCUGGGUACCCAAAGAACACCAGGCCAAGCACCGACCAGCUCCCAGUGCCCAGGAGCGGCGCCUGGGGGCCACGGCGACAGCCUCGACUCCCUAAAGACUCAAGGAACCGUACACGGUUCCCUGGCGGCGCUGCGAGGCCGCUGGGCAGCCCAGAUCGCCCGAGUUCCUCUGCCAUCCGUGAGCCGACAUCACCCAUACCUUGAUGUGUUCUCCAGGUCGCCGUCAAGCCUCCCACCCGGUAAACCCGCCAUCGCGCCGUCCGCUCUAGGAAUCUGGGAGGCUUGCUUAGCUCUAUGGCCCGAGGACGCGCACGCGCACACGCGCGAGGCGGGGGCGGCGGGGAGCUGCAGAUUUAACCCCUGA
Odocoileus virginianus texanus is the source of this 678-nucleotide messenger RNA. The record is from RefSeq and is a predicted model, not a curated record. Lineage: Eukaryota; Metazoa; Chordata; Mammalia; Artiodactyla; Cervidae.